Messenger RNA from Aedes albopictus (Asian tiger mosquito), 3345 nucleotides. RefSeq lists its product as uncharacterized. The coding region runs from base 1 to 3345 and encodes 1114 amino acids. NCBI's taxonomy places the organism in Eukaryota, Metazoa, Arthropoda, Insecta, Diptera, Culicidae. The transcript has a single exon. The record is from RefSeq and is a predicted model, not a curated record.
AUGCAGACAGGAAAUACCUCCGGCUACAACUGCCAUUCGUGUAAGGAGCUAGAUGUCGUCGACUCGAUGAUGGCCUGCGAUGUCUGUAAUAGCUGGCACCAUUUCAAAUGUGUAGGCGUAGACUAUACUGUCAAGGAUCGCCGUUGGGUGUGCCAAAAAUGUGACCUGGGAUCUUCUUCUAGCCUGCUGAAUCCCCCGCAGGCGAAGGAGAAGACGGCAAAAGGCGGCGGUAGCAAGACGUCAAAAUCACGGAGCAAGAAGCCAGAAAAAACCAUCGGAUCUAAAGUGAGUGUCACGUCCAGCGCUCGAGCGGCAGCAAUAGAGGCCCAAAUGCGUUUGCUGGAAGAAGAAGAGUUGAUGAAGGAAAAGGAGUUAAAGGAACAAGAAGAAAUGCAGCGUCAGGAGUUCGCCGAGGAACAGCGCAAACUUGAAGUGAAGAAGAAGCUUUUGGAAGAAGAAACAAACCUCAGGGAGGCAGAGUUGACGAAACAAAAGGCAUUGCAGGAAAAAAUGAUGCUGCUAAGGCGCGAGUCGAUGGAGAAAAAGAAGGAGUUGCUGCGGCAGCAAGCAGAGUUGAGCGAAUCCUCAUCAUCAUCGCUUAUUUCCAAGUCAGAGAGAGUGAAAGAUUGGAUCACAUCACAACGGUGUAUCAAGGGUGACAAUACUGAUCUGCAACAACGAAUCUCUUGGCCGACUUCUCGUCUAGUGAACCCCACAUCGCCCCAAAAGCCUGACGGAACUGUAGUAACAUCUACUCCUCCAGUACACGAGCUUGCCAAUCUGUCAUUACAAGACGAUGAUCGCUGCACACUCAAUCCGGAGUUACCAUCUGCAUAUAUGCAAAUUGCGGCCCGACAAGUCACGGGUAAGGACCUCCCGAUCUUCAGCGGCAAUCCGGAAGACUGGCCGAUGUUUAUUCGAACGUACGAAGAAACAACGAAAGCUUGUGGAUUCUCAGAUGUCGAGAAUUUGGUACGUCUCCAAAAAUGCCUACGUGGAAUCGCUCUCGAAACUGUACGCAGUCGGCUUAUGAUGCCCGCCGGAGUGUCCCACGUAUUCAAGACUCUCCAAAUGCGUUUCGGUAGACCGGAACUUAUCAUUCGUUCACUACUAGAGCGGAUUCGUCGGGUUUCAGCUCCUAAGCCGGAGCGUCUAGAUACUCUCAUCGACUUCGGUUUGGCCGUGGAGAAUCUAGUGGUUCAUUUGCAAGCUGCGAAGCAAGAAAACCACCUUACAAAUCCGGUUUUGUUACAAGAAUUGGUCAUGAAGCUGCCGGCGCAGCUUAGAUUGGAUUGGGCGAGGUACAAACUUCUUCGUCACGAUGCUACUCUGGCGACAUUUGGGGAGUUUAUGAACGAGCUUAUUCAAGCAGCCAGCGAAGUGUCCUUCGAUCUACCAAUCAGCCUAUCAACGAAAACCGAAAAGCCCAAAGACAGAGAGAUGGCUUUCGUUCACGCCCACGACACCCCAGAUACCGAAUCGAAAAAUACCGUGGCGACAAAGAAGGUCCCUAAGCCGUGUAUCGUCUGCAGCACCAUAGGACAUCGCAUGGCGGAGUGCGAAGAAUUCAAAGCAAAAGGUUUCGACGAUCGAGUGCAGAUAGUGCGACAGCAUAAUCUGUGUCGCACGUGUUUGAAUUUCCAUCAGAAGUGGCCCUGUCGAACAUGGCACGGUUGCAACAUCGAAGGCUGUCGUGAUAGGCAUCACUUCCUCCUACAUCCACCAAGAACAACCAAUCCUGCACAUUUCUCCACCUGUCAUAGCUCUGUAACCCAAGAGAUUUGUGACCGUUAUCCGCACUUCUGCAUUCUUCCCGUGGUUGUGUCCAUGGCAAAUAAACAGCAGAUGAUAUACGCGUUCAUCGACGAGGGAUCCUCUUCGACGCUUUUGGACCGCUCAGUCGCCGAGCAACUGGGCUUGGACGGCCCAAUGGAACCCCUGACUCUACAGUGGACUGCAAACGUUGCCCGUCGAGAAGCACAUUCCAAAAGGGUAGCUCUCCAAAUUGCUGGAGCCGGAAAGACAUGCUCGUUUCAAAUUAAAGGAGCCCGUACAGUCGAGCGCCUUCUAUUGCCGAAACAAUCCCUUGCGUAUGAUGCGCUAGCGAUGCAAUAUCCACACUUGCGUGGUUUACCUAUCGCGGGCUAUGACAAGGCGGAGCCAAAAAUAUUGAUAGGACUCGACAACCUAAGCUUAUGCGUACCGCUGAAAAUCCGAGAAGGGAAUAUCGACGAUCCCAUCGCCGCCAAAUGCCGAUUGGGAUGGACGAUCUACGGCUACGGGAUACGUACACCAAAGCAAACUGUGUCGGUCAAUUUCCACGUACCAGCUGCUCGGGAUGUGGACCAUGAAUUGAAUCAACAAGUCAAUGAUUUUAUUUCACUGGAUCAAUCGGGAGCUACGCCAGCUUUCGCAAUACCCGAGUCUGAUGCCGACAAAAGAGCGAGGAAAAUACUAGAAGAAACAACUCGUAGAGUGUCCACCAGAUUUGAAACUGGGUUGUUAUGGAAAUCGGACAACAUCGAAUUUCCUGAUAGCUUUCCGAUGGCGGUCCGGCGGCUGGAGUUGCUGGAAAGGAAAUUAGACAAAGACCCAUCCCUUCGUUGUCGAGUGCACCAGAAAAUGGACGAAUAUUUAGCAAAAGGAUACUGUCAUCCGGCAACCUCUGAGGAGCUGAAAUUGUCGGACAACAAGCGAGUUUGGUACCUUCCGUUGUGCAUAGUCGUCAACCCAAAAAAGCCAAACAAAGUGCGAGUAGUCUGGGAUGCGGCAGCGAAAGUGAACGGCGUGUCGUUUAAUUCAGCUUUGCUCAAAGGUCCAGAUCUGUUGACAAACCUUGUUGCUGUUCUGUACCACUUCCGUGAGUACAGAAUCGCGGUGACCGGAGACAUAGAAGAAAUGUUUCUUCGGCUUCUAAUUCGACCUGAAGAUAGCCAAUCGCAGCGGUUUCUAUGGAGACAGAAUCCUGGAGACGCUCCUGCUGUAUACGUGAUCGAUGUUGCUACCUUUGGAUCGACUUGUUCCCCAAGCUCGGCUCAAUUUGUAAAAAACACCAAUGCGAGAGAAUAUUCGGAGGAGUUCCCUCGAGCAUCCACAGCAAUAAUCAAAUACCACUACGUGGAUGAUUACCUCGAUAGCUUUGAGACAAUAGAAGAAGCUAUCGAGGUAGUCAAACAGGUGAAGUCGAUCCACUCUAAAGGCGGCUUCAAUCUACGUAAUUUCUUGUCCAACUCCGGCGACGUACUCGCAGCGAUCAACGAAGCAAGCACCAAUGAUAAUGACGACACUAAACCACUGAAUCUAGUACGAGCUGAGAAAGUCGAAUCCGUAUUAGGGAUGAAGUAG